AUGGUCAACAGCGCUUACAUCCUCGCUGCCGGAGCCGCCGUGGCCCCCCUUGCCUCGGCUGCCGGCAACGCGCGCGUGGUGAACAACUGCUCCUUUUCCGUGACUGCCUGGUCCGUGGGCAGCGCCGUCUCGCCGGCAAACACAAUAAACAGCGGCGGCAGCUACAGCGAGCGAUUCACCCGGGACCCAAAGACCGGAGGCCGAGCCAUCAAAAUCACCAUUGAGCCUGACGGCUUGUACACCGGGAAGCCGCAGACUGUAUUCGCCUACAAUCUCGAUGGCAACACCAUCUGGUACGACUUGAGCGAUGUUUUCGGCGACGCUUUCAAAGGCCACAAGCUUGUUGAGGCCAGCAAGAAUCCCGAUUGCGGAGUCAUUACUUGGAAGGAUGGAGUUCCGCCGGCUGGUAGCCAGGUCAAGACCUGCAACGCGGACGCAGAUGUCACCUUGACCCUGUGUGCUAAAUAG
Messenger RNA from Hirsutella rhossiliensis, 468 nucleotides. RefSeq lists its product as uncharacterized. Lineage: Eukaryota; Fungi; Ascomycota; Sordariomycetes; Hypocreales; Ophiocordycipitaceae. The transcript has a single exon. The record is from RefSeq and is a predicted model, not a curated record. Bases 1 to 468 code for a protein of 155 amino acids.